AUGAAGUACAUUGCUGCCUACGCCUUGUUAGUUUUGGGAGGUAAAACCGACCCAACCGUCGCUGAAGUUGAGCAUGUCCUAAAGGAAGCCGGAAUCAAGGCUGAAACUGAGCAUACUGAGAGACUCGUUAAUGCACUCAAGGGUAAAGCUUUCCACGAAUUGGUUGCCUCUGGAAAAGCCAAGAUGUCUCAAAUGGGAUCUGUUGUCUCCGCCCCAGCUGCUGGAGCACCCGCCGCUGCUGCUGCUAAAGUUGAAGCUAAGGUCGAGGAAAAGAAAGAAGAAGAAGCUGAUGUUGAUAUGGGAGGUCUAUUCGGUGAUGACUACUGA
Molecule: messenger RNA, 327 nt
Organism: Stylonychia lemnae
Lineage: Eukaryota; Ciliophora; Spirotrichea; Sporadotrichida; Oxytrichidae
Source: the annotation of a GenBank genome assembly